CGCGCAGAGCGACCGCGACAGCCAGAGACAGAGAUACAACUUGCACGAUAGUAAUAGCGCAUACGAUUCAGUGUCAAAGGUACUAUAAUCUAGAAGCCCACUUACGAGGUCUAUGAUGAGUAGUGGCAGCAUCAUAAGCACUGGCGCAAAUCAAGAACAUUCAGAAAUCCAGCGCAAACGAUCUGGGAGCUGUUCAAAGUGAAGUUUUCACAACAAUACAAUUCCAAACGACAAUUUCCCAAACUGCUGUCUUUGGACUGAUAAGUGUAAAUUAGAGGAAAACCGCGACACACGGAGCCAAGGUGUUAUUGGACUAUUUUUAUGUUCACAAAAGAUGAGAACUGAAAAUCCACAUCUUCUACUAAUAGUGUAUCUGUGCUGGGGGAGCCAGGGACAGCCGACAGAAUCUGCUCCUUCCGUCACUAACGUUACAGUGGGAGGGAGCUUCCAGUUUCCCUUCAUACCUGAUGGGAACCAAAGCUACAGAGUUGACCUGAAAUUUAACUCCAUGGUGCUGAUUGCUACAUCGACCUUUCAGUCACCCCCAAUUAUAAAUGUAAACUACAACGGAAGAGUGAAGAUUCUGGAAAACCUGAUACAGCUGGAUAACGUUCAGCUUUCAGAUUCAGGUUUUUAUGAUCUGAAUAUAGGUUACCUUUCACAAUCAACAAGUCAACUAAGAAGGUUUAUCCUUCAGGUUUAUGAGCCAGUGUCUAAACCCAGUAUAACCGCUGAGUGUCUGGGCAGCAGUGUCACUCUGACCUGCACUAGUAGUCAGGGGACCAAUGUGGAGUACAGCUGGGACACUGCGCCCCCUUGUGGAGAGAGCUGCUUAGUGCAUCUUGGUCCUGUUGUACAGAUACCCUUCUCUGAUGCAUGGGACUCCAUAUAUUAUACAUGUACGGCUUGGAAUGAGGUCAGCAAUGAGACCAGUGACCCUUUGGAGCUGAAUUUAUGCCCCAUAGAGCCAGCAGGUUUUAAUUGGAUCAUAGCCCUAUUGAUAGUGAUACCAACAUUGCUUCUGGCUGGAGCUGUGAUCUACAUACACAGGAGAAGCAAAAGAGGAUCAAAUACAGCAGAUACACCAGCCCCAGUUACAGAUGGAUUCCUGUCACCAGCCCCAGUUACAGAUGGAUUCCUGUCACCAGCCCCAGUUACAGAUGGAUUCCUGUCUCCAGCCCCUACAAUAGAGCCUGUGUACAUACAGGAGUUGCGAUUUUCCUCACGUGCAGUUCACAGUUAGUUAGUCUCUGUAGGUGACUGAAUUCACUCCUGCACGUCUUAUAUAAAGCAGCUGUUCACACUACAGAAACUGUGAAAUAUCUCAGAAGGCACACAUAUGAACCACGGCUAAAAUGGAAAAUGGAAUCAGAGCAUCUUAACACACUGGGACAAAUAAUACUUGCUAGAUUCAGCUUAAUUUGACCUGAAUAUAGAGUAAUAACCUGCAGAAGCAGAGUUUGCUUCCAUGAUGCAUUACUGACCUACAGCAUUAAAGCUGCAGAGUGGUUUAACAUCUCAAGAGAACGAACUGUGGGCUGAGCUGUAUGUUUCAGUGCUUUGAACGGCUGUGAAUUUACACCCUAUAGACAAAGACAACGCUGCUGCAAUGUGUUAAGCUGCACAGUUAGAUGGUCAAUGUGGUCAAUGUUGCAGGUUAGCUUGCAUCGCCCACGUGGAAACCUCCGGAAAGAGGGUCUCAGGCACGUCGUGCAAACCAGGCACGGCUGCAGGUGGUAAAGGCAACAGUUCUUUGGUGAAUAAAAUAAGCAGUUCAAAUAAUUUUUUUUUAUCUUUGUUCUAAAAGAAAAUAUAUGCAAGUUGUAAUUUUAUCAUUAUGUAGAACAUUUCAAUUAUACUAGAAUCUCCCCUUGGGAUCAAUAAACGUUCCCCUGACCUUGCCUGCAUGUGGGAAUAAAGAUUCUGUUAUUUUCUAAAUGUCUACUUGAUAGAAAAAGCCUGGGUUAUAACAAUGUGUCAAUGAACCUCACAACCAGUGUUAACUUUAGUAAGAAUUUCUAUUUAGUUUUAGCCUUAGUCACUUACUGAAAAUUAUAGUUGGAUCAAAGUCACAUUUUAGACUUUUGUUUUUGUUUUGUUUUAGUUAAGAUUUAGUCAGUAAAACUCAGGUUUCAUUUUAAUUUAAUUUUAGUCAAUUUGUAGUCAAAAUUUUCUCAGACAAUUUUGUAAUACUGAAAUGUAUUUUGCUGAAGGAUAUUUUCCCAUGCUGUAUAAAUUCCCUUGAGAAGCAAGCACACCUUAUACAUAAGCACACCCUAUGAUGCUUAAUUAUCUAGGUUGGGAAUGUGUUACUGAGGUACUGUACUUCUUUCAUAUAUAAAAAUAAAUGCCUAAAGUCUGUUAGAAAAAGUACAAUACAAUCCUAUUUCCUUCACAGGUCAUAUUUAUUUUCUGAAUACCUCAAUAGCAUACUUUUCCCUGUUUCAUUUUUGUUAUUUGGCAUUAAAAUACCCAUCAAAUUUAAUUGUAUGCCCAUUUUAUACUUUAAUAAUGUUUAUUAUUAGGGCAACAAAACACCCGUGAAACACCUAUUUAACCGUGUGCAAAACCUGUCUUCACAAUUGAUAAUAACCCUUCUUCAAAAACAGAAAGCACAUAAUACAAUAAAAUUGCUGAAGUGACAAAAAGGGAUAUUAGUGUGUCAUUUAGAAUUUUUAGAAUUAGGUUGAUCAGUGAUCAUUGUUGACACACCACAGCACACUGUGCACAACAACUAAAUGUGACAUCAUAUGUCAGAAAAAGUCGCCCCUUUGACAGAGCUGUAAAACUUUAUAUUGUUCCGUAGUUAAUAGGUAAAUAUGCAGGAAGUAAGCAGCAACAAAGCAGUAGUGCUUCAUUAACACCUAAAUUAGUACUAUUCACUACUAAGGAGUUAUGCUUAAUUACUCAAUAGGUAAUAGUGAACUAAUUAUUAUAGUAGUUCGCUAGUACUUCAUUAGGAGCUAUUGAGUAUUGCAGGUCUCAUUGGGGAUUAUCUACUAACUAUGGAUUAUUUCUAAUAACUACUAGUUCAUUACUCGUCAAAUGAACAGUGCUUUUUUUAGACUAACUGGGAUGUAUAUGCUACUGUUCUCAAUGGUUUUUGGCAUUCUUUUCCUUUUGGAAAAACAGCCUUGUUUCUUCCUACUUGUUUGUAUGACAUACAACUUAUUCUACAAAAAGUUACUGCCUAAAAUAUGUAUACAGUACAUACAUUUUAAUUGUUGACCUCACUUCAGUCUGUGCCAGUGUUCUUCAAACUGUGCUUUGAAGUCCAACUGAAGGGAUGGUCAAUCAGAGAUUCGUGUUUUGCCACAUGAUGUGCUCCACCACAUAUUGUUGAUCUUUUCUAAACAUUAAGAAAUUAAUGUA
Molecule: messenger RNA, 3372 nt
Organism: Paramormyrops kingsleyae
Lineage: Eukaryota; Metazoa; Chordata; Actinopteri; Osteoglossiformes; Mormyridae
Source: RefSeq, a predicted model, not a curated record